Linum trigynum is the source of this 2256-nucleotide messenger RNA. Lineage: Eukaryota; Viridiplantae; Streptophyta; Magnoliopsida; Malpighiales; Linaceae. The record is from the annotation of a GenBank genome assembly.
CACUGACAAUUCAGAGAUAUAAGCAAAACUCACCUCAAUCCAAUUGACUCGACCAAGUGGUGAAGGCAGAAGAAGGAACUGAGAUGGAAUUGCACAAGGAAGAACUCGACUUAAUACUCGUCCCUCUUGCGUUGGUUAUCUUGUUCAGCUACAACCUCUCCCUUCUCUACAGAUACCUCAACCACCCUCACACCACAGCUAUCGGCUUCCAGAACAAUGACAAGAUAGCUUGGGUCGAGAGAAUCAUGGAGGGCGACAAGGACGAUAUCCGCAACGCUCUCUCAGUAAUUUCGUCGAACACCUCGGCUGCAUCCGUCCUGGCAUCAAUCUCCCUGACGCUCAGCUCCCUGAUCGGCGCCUGGCUCGGUGGGAAAUCCCCCAACGUCUUCCAGAGCGAGCUGAUCUACGGCGACACGAGAUCCUGCACGCUUUCCAUGAAAUACAUCGGCCUGAUGCUCUGUUUCCUCCUCGCAUUCUCUUGCUUCGUCUCUUCGGCGACGCACUUCGUCCACGCCAACUACCUCAUCAGCAUCCCCAGCAGCGACGUCCCCGUGGAGAGCGUGGAGACGGCGGUGAUACGCGCCGGCGAUUUCUGGUGCCUGGGACUCCGAGCUCUGUACUUCGCGCUGAAUCUGCUGAUGUGGUUCUUUGGGCCUGUGCCCAUGUUCGUUUCGGCAGUGAUCACGGUGGCGAUUCUCUGUUCCUCCGACACCAAUUCCAAGCCGCUGCAUCAACACUUGCCGGCACCGGCGAGGGCCCAGAUGGUGAAAAUGACUGCUCAGCCCAAAAGCCCGGUGAGCGCGGAGGUUUUGUAGUGAAUCGGGCUAAUAACAGAAAGGCCCAACCUCAAAUUUACCCUUUUUUCCUCCUUUUGUGAUGAAGACUUUUACAUCCAAUAACCCAAAUCAUGAUCAUGGCAUGGCACCGAGUUGAUGAAUUUUUAUUUUUUUUUUUUGUCAUUCAACCGAUCUCGAAAGAGAUGGAGAUAAGAUCCAAACAAAGUCAAUUACAAACUACGCAACCAAGACAUAUAAUCGAACCUCGACAAGAGCCGAGGCGACAAACUCAGAGAUUUCUUGGCCACUAAAUGAGCCUCCCUGUUCCUCUGACGACCUACGACCGAGUUGAUGAAUUCUACAUCAUUGGGCUACUAAAAGCCCAGUGGGCUUCCUCCGUGAGGCAUCGCGUGUCCGAUUAAUGGACCGACGUGUUUGGGCCUGGAGUUGGGUCCACUUGCCGACUUUUUGGACAGGAGGUCAAAAGCUGGAUGGAUUAUUUUGCGUACUACUGGUGCAUGUUGGUGGGAAAGGGAGAGGUGAGUGCAGAGAGAGCAGACACAUGGGAUGGAGGAGACGGGUUUAGGACCGUACGAUCUAAGAGCGACGCUACCUUACUAUCUAUCUCAUCAAAAGCCUUUGAUUUUUAAUUUCCCUCUCUCCCCGACAGUCUCUGAUUGGACAAGGACCCGUCUAGUUCCUUUUGGCAAAAUUACUCCCAUUUUGUGGGCUCCAUCUCUCUGCCCGUCCACUCAUCUUCUGCCACGUCGAUCCCAUCCUCCUCUACCUAGGGAUAUGAAACACUUGCUCAUCCUCCUCGCCACACAUCUAGUGGCGAGAAAACGGGUUACGAUUUUUCGGUUAAACCGGAAACUGAUCGAAUAACUAACUGUUGGCUAGCUCCAGGUCCAACUACCUGCUCACUCCACCUACCGUUAGUGCCCAGUCCACCCACCCAACCUUGUCUCGUUGUCCGUCGAGCACGGCACGCGCGCUCCGGUUCCAUCCUUCCUCCUCAUCCUCCUCCUCCUUGACUCGUCGUCAGUCGGGCAUAGUGGUUGUUAUUCCACUUACAUCCUUCCUCCUUCCUUCCCCUUCAUCUUCGCCCCCAUCCAACGAUUUCCCUCUACACGCAUCAAAUACUGAUUUCCCUACUAUGUAGAUAUGAACAACAUCGAAGGAAGUUUUACUUUUCGUAUAUAUAUAUAAAAAAAACCUUGUACAUGAUAAUGAAUUCGCUUCAUACAUAUAGCUAACGCAUAUUCACACUCGGAGUCUCCUGAUGUCUCUAAUAGUGUUUGGAUGGUGUAAUCCAUGGCUCAUGCGUCAUGACCAUUGGAUUCAAGGCAGUAACAAAAUACGACGAUGAUCAAAGAAUGUAGAGCACGUGAUUUCAGUUAUAUCACAAAUCACACGACGAAAAUGUUAUAUAUGCUUCGUCGUAACUAAACGGAUGUUGGAAUAAUAGCGGGAGUGAUUG